AUGGCAGCAUCGUACGAUUACAGUUGUUCCAAUUCUUCUUCAUCCUCGGAUACUGAAUAUUCCAGAGAACAUCUUGAGGAUCUGUCUUACGGAGAUUUGGACACGAUCCCCAACUGCAUCCACCCCAGAGCCAGCGCUUUGCAUUCUCUUCAGUUGGACAACAACAACAUCGCUAGUCUUCCAAGCACCAUCGGACUCUUCAAACGGCUGAUCGUUCUCGAUAUUUCAGCCAACAACAUGACUUCUAUCAGCAACGACAUUUGCCAGCUGCAGAAAUUAAGAACUCUUAUUGCCAAAAACAACAAGCUGACCAGCGACUCUUUCCCCAAAGAUUUUGGAUUGUUGACCUCUUUAGAAGUAAUUAACGUCAGUAGCAAUCAGAUAAAAUCUUUUCCACCUCAGUUCACAGAGCUGGAGAAGCUACAGGUGUUGCAUAUUGGAGGUAACUUGUUGACCGAACUGCCUAGCACAAUAAAAUAUCUGGCAAGGUUGCAAGUCCUGUAUCUGGGGGGAAACAGACUGACAGAAAUCCCUGCGGAUGUUGGCUGUUUGAAUGAGCUGACAUCUCUAGUGCUUUGUGAUAACCGCCUUCAGAGCCUGCCGCCGACUCUCAACAACUUGCACAAGCUUCGUAGUCUCAGUCUUCACAACAACAAACUUUCAACUCUGCCUCCGGAGAUCGUGGCCUUGAACCUCGUGGAGCUAAGUCUCAGGAACAACCCUCUGGUUGAUCGGUUCGUCCAGGAUCUGGUCUACAACCCUCCAUCAUUGUUAGAGCUGGCAGGUAGGGUCAUCAAGAUAGAGAAGGUGCCCUAUGCCAGUGGUGACCUGCCACACAGCCUGGCCCGCUACCUGGACUCGGCACAGAGGUGUGUCAACCCAGAGUGUAAAGGUGUGUAUUUCUCAUCACGUAUCGAACAGGUGAAAUUUGUGGACUUUUGUGGCAAGUACCGGCUGCCGUUGCUGCAGUACCUGUGUUCUCCUCGGUGCACGGUAUCGCCAUCUAUGUGUGUCGGCAGCGAGAGAGUGCUGGAUGAGAAUGAGGCUGGAGCCAGAGAGAGGAUGAGGCGGGUUCUGCUUGGGUGA
This is a messenger RNA of Candidula unifasciata, 1086 nucleotides long. The record is from the annotation of a GenBank genome assembly. Lineage: Eukaryota; Metazoa; Mollusca; Gastropoda; Stylommatophora; Geomitridae.